AUGUCCAAUCGUAUUGUGCCGAUUUUGAGAGAGAAUGCAACCGCCAUUUCCGCCAUUGGAAGAAGCUCUAGAGUUAGGCAACAAUUUAUUUUCUCUGUAUUGAAGUCCUGUGUUUCUUUUCGUAAUCUUGCAAAAACCCAUGCGCAAAUAGUUGUCAGCGGCUUUUCCCAGAAAAAUUACAUCCUUAACCAUCUUUUGUCGCUCUAUAUCUCUUUUGGUUCUCUUGGAAGUGCCCAGAAAGUAUUUGAGGACAUAACUGCACCGAGUACGACUGUGUGGAACCAGAUAAUUAAAGGCCAUACGCGGAGCAAAACGUCAAAAAAAUCAAUUGAGUUGUUCAAACGAAUGACAUUGGCGGGAGUUGAAGCUAAUGGGUUCACGUAUUCGUUUCUUUUGAGUGCGUGUGUGAGGUCGAGGUUAUUCAGAGAAGGGGAACAGAUUCAUGGGAGAGUUUUAGUGAAUGGGUAUUGGUCCAACUUGUAUGUCAGAACGAAUUUGAUCAAUUUAUAUGCAAAUGGUGGAGAUGGAGGGGAUUUUGAUCUUAAGCGUGCGCUUUACUUGUUUGAUGAAAUGCCUGACUCAAAUGUCGUGGGUUGGAAUUCCUUGCUUGCAGGGUAUGUUAGACGUGGUGAUUUUGAUGGGGCUAGAAAAGUUUUUGACGAGAUGCCUGAAAGGAAUGUCCGGACAUGGACUAUAAUGGUUGCAGGGUUUGCUCAAAAUGGCCAGUGUAAGCUAGCUUUGUCACUAUUUGAUCAAAUGAGAAGGGCCGGUGUGGAAUUGGAUCAGGUGGCAUUGGUGGCUGCAUUGUCAGCUUGUGCUGAAUUGGGAGACUUGACAUUGGGAAAAUGGAUUCAUGGGUAUGUUGAAAGAACAUGGCGGAGUAGACACCUCCCAGUAUUGGUGUCUUUGAACAAUGCUCUGAUACAUAUGUAUGCAAGUUGUGGUGCUAUGGAUUUAGCAUAUAAGCUGUUCGAAGAAAUUCCUCAACGAAACACUGUGUCUUGGUCGAGCAUUAUCACUGGUUUUGCGAAACAGGGUUGUGGAGUAGAAGCCAUUAGAAUCUUUCAGUUGAUGUUGUGCUCUGGUCAAAAUGAAGUCAGACCUGAUGAGAUCACCUUCAUUGGAGCUCUCACUGCUUGCAGUCAUGCCGGUUUAAUCAGCGACGGUAUUCGACUUUUCCAGUCUAUGCACAAAACUUUCGGAGUUAUCCCGCAGAUUGAGCAUUAUGGAUGCAUGGUUGAUCUCUUGAGCCGUGCAGGCUUACUGACUGAAGCGUUGAGUCUGAUUGAAAGCAUGCCAAUGAAGCCAAACAAUGCUGUGUGGGGAGCACUUCUCAGUGGCUGUAGACUUCACAAGAAUGACGAGAUCGUAUCCCAUGUUGCAAAACAUUUGUCUUUCGAAAUCGAUCCCAACAAUCAAGCUGCUGGAUACUUCAUGCUCCUAGCUAAUGUUUAUGCUGCAGACGGUCGUUGGCAAGACACUGCUACCGUCAGACGGAACAUGCACGACAUAGGAGUGAAGAAACCUUCAGGAAGAAGUUGGAUCGAGAUUAAUGGAGUCUUAUGUAGUUUCAUGGUGGGGGAAGAGACUCAUAAGGAUGUGAAUUUAAUUUACGAAAUGCUUGGUAACAUAACCAGACAAACCCAGAUGGGAGAGCUGCAAAUCUAA
Molecule: messenger RNA, 1668 nt
Organism: Cucumis sativus (cucumber)
Lineage: Eukaryota; Viridiplantae; Streptophyta; Magnoliopsida; Cucurbitales; Cucurbitaceae
Product: pentatricopeptide repeat-containing protein At1g05750, chloroplastic
Exons: 1
Coding region: 1-1668 (555 amino acids)
Biological process (GO): RNA modification
Molecular function (GO): RNA binding; protein binding
Source: RefSeq, a predicted model, not a curated record